This is a messenger RNA of Oncorhynchus masou masou (cherry salmon), 1512 nucleotides long. RefSeq lists its product as uncharacterized. The record is from RefSeq and is a predicted model, not a curated record. The transcript has 5 exons. The coding region runs from base 1 to 1512 and encodes 503 amino acids. NCBI's taxonomy places the organism in Eukaryota, Metazoa, Chordata, Actinopteri, Salmoniformes, Salmonidae.
AUGUUUGCCUUGGGGGACCACUCCAUACCCAGAGACCACUCCAUACCCAGGUACCCCCCAUACCCAGGUACCCCCCCAUACCCAGAGACCACCCCAUACCCAGAGACCACCCCAUACCCAGAGACCACCCCAUACCCAGGGACCACCCCAUACCCAGAGACCACCCCAUACCCAGGGACCACCCCAUACCCAGGUACCACCCAAUACCCAGAGACCACCCCAUACCCAGGGACCCCCCAUACCCAGGGACCACUCCAUACCCAGGUAGCCCCCCAUACCCAGGGACCACCCCAUACCCAGGUACCCCCCCAUACCCAGGUACCCCCCCCCAUACCCAAGGACCACCCCAUACCCAGGUACCCCCCCAUACCCAGAGACAACCCCAUACCCAGGGACAACCCCAUACCCAGGGACCACCCCAUACCCAGGGACCACCCCAUACCCAGGGACCACCCCAUACCCAGGGACAACCCCAUACCCAGGUACCCCCCCAUACCCAGGUACCCACCCCAUACCCAGGUACCCACCCCAUACCCAGAGACCACCCCAUACCCAGGAACCCCCCCAUACCCAGGGACCACCCCAUACCCAGAGACCACCCCAUACCCAGAGACCACCCCAUACCCAGGGACCCCCCAUACCCAGAGACCACCCCAUACCCAGGGACCCCCCCAUACCCAGGUACCCACCCCAUACCCAGAGACCACCCCAUACCCAGAGACAACCCCAUACCCAGGUACCCCCCCAUACCCAGGGACCACCCCAUACCCAGGAACCCCCCCAUACCCAGGGACCACCCCAUACCCAGAGACCACCCCAUACCCAGAGACCACCCCAUACCCAAGGACCACUCCAUACCCAGAGACCACCCCAUACCCAGAGACCACCCCAUACCCAGAGACCACCCCAUACCCAGAGACCACUCCAUACCCAGAGACAACCCCAUACCCAGAGACCACCCCAUACCCAGAGACCACCCCAUACCCAGAGACCACUCCAUACCCAGAGACAACCCCAUACCCAGGGACCACUCCAUACAGGGACCACCCCAUACCCAGAGACCACCCCAUACCCAGAGACAACCCCAUACCCAGAGACAACCCCAUACAGGGACCACCCCAUACCCAGAGACCACCCCAUACCCAGAGACCACCCCAUACCCAGAGACCACUCCAUACCCAGAGACCACCCCAUACCCAGAGACAACCCCAUACCCAGAGACAACCCCAUACAGGGACCACCCCAUACCCAGAGACCACCCCAUACCCAGAGACAACCCCAUACCCAGAGACAACCCCAUACCCAGAGACCACCCCAUACCCAGAGACCACCCCAUACCCAGAGACCACUCCAUACCCAGAGACAACCCCAUACCCAGAGACCACCCCAUACCCAGAGACCACCCCAUACCCAGAGACAACCCCAUACCCAGAGACCACCCCAUACCCAGAGACCACCCCAUACCCAGAGACCACUCCAUACCCAGAGGAAGCUACAGUAUAUGGCUCAUAA